AUGGAAACCCCCUCCCCCCAUUAUGGAGACCCCCCCCCCCAUUAUGGAGACCCCUCCCCCCAUUAUGGAAACCCCCUCCCCCCAUUAUGGAGACUCCCUCCCCUCAAUGUGGAGACCACCCCCCCAUUGUGGAGACUCCACCCCCCCAUUGUGGAGACCCCCUCCCCCCAUUGUGGAGACCCCCUCCCCCCAUUGUGGAGACCCCCUCCCCCCAUUGUGGAGACCCCCUCCCCCCAUUGUGGAGACCCCUCCCCCAUGUGGAGACGACUCCACCCAUUAUGGAGAUCUCUCCACCCAUUAUGGAGACCCCUUCCCCCCAAUGUGGAGACCCCCUCCCCCCAAUGUGGAGACCCCCUCCCCCCAAUGCGGAGACCCCCUCCCCCCAAUGCGGAGACCCCCUCCCCCCAAUGCGGAGACUCCUCCACCCAUUAUGGAGACCCCCUCCCCCCAAUGUGGAGACUCCCUCCCCCCAUUAUGGAGACACCCUCCCCCCAUUGUGGAGACCCCCUCCCCCCAUUGUGGAGACCCCCUCCCCCCAUUGUGGAGACCCCCUCCCCCCAUUGUGGAGACCCCUCCCCCAUGUGGAGACCCCCUCCCCCCAUUGUGGAGACCCCCUCCCCCCAUUGUGGAGACCCCCUCCCCCCAUUGUGGAGACCCCCUCCCCCCAUUGUGGAGACCACUCCACCCAUUAUGGAGAUCUCUCCACCCAUUAUGGAGACCCCUUCCCCCCAAUGUGGAGACCCCUUCCCCCCAAUGUGGAGACCCCCUCCCCCCAUUAUGGAGACCCCCUCCCCCCAUUAUGGAGACCCCCUCCCCCCAUUAUGGAGACCCCCUCCCCCCAAUGUGGAGACCCCCUCCCUCCAACCAGAGUCCUCUUCACGUCCACAGUAG
Messenger RNA from Salvelinus fontinalis (brook trout), 891 nucleotides. RefSeq lists its product as uncharacterized. NCBI's taxonomy places the organism in Eukaryota, Metazoa, Chordata, Actinopteri, Salmoniformes, Salmonidae. The record is from RefSeq and is a predicted model, not a curated record. The transcript has a single exon. The coding region runs from base 1 to 891 and encodes 296 amino acids.